AUGACGGAAGUAAUGCAAUCCGGCUCGGAGGUGUUCUCGGAGAAGAAGAAAAAGAAAAAUAAGGAAACAGUGAGCUUGGGUGCGUUCCAAAAAAUUGGUGACUUUAAAAUUGAGCCUUCGGAAAGUGUGACCAAGUUGGACACGGCGUAUUGGCCUCUGUUAUUGAAGAACUUCGAUCGUCUUAACGUGCGUACUAACCACUACACGCCGCUUCCAUUCGGUAGUUCACCUUUAAAACGACCGAUCGCGGAGUACGUGAAGGCUGGAUUCAUCAACGUGGACAAACCCAGCAAUCCGAGCUCCCACGAAGUCGUGUCAUGGAUUAAAAGAAUCCUCAAAGUAGAGAAGACUGGCCAUUCCGGAACUCUGGAUCCUAAGGUUACUGGCUGCCUCAUCGUGUGCAUAGAUAGAGCAACAAGGCUGGUGAAGUCCCAGCAGAACGCUGGUAAGGAAUAUGUGGCGGUUUUCAACUUGCAUUCGCCCGUAGAAAGCCUAAAGAAAGUUACUCAAGGUUUGGAGAAAUUACGUGGUGCUCUCUUCCAACGUCCGCCAUUGAUUUCAGCAGUUAAACGACAACUUCGUGUGCGUUCUGUGUAUGACAGCAAGUUACUAGAUUAUGACCAGGAACGAAACAUCGGUGUUUUCUGGGUUAGUUGCGAGGCUGGUUCUUAUAUACGUACGAUGUGCGUACAUUUGGGUCUGAUGUUAGGAGUUGGAGGACAAAUGAUUGAGUUACGAAGAGUCCGAUCUGGUAUACAGGGAGAGAAGGAAGGCAUGGUGACCAUGCACGAUAUAUUGGACGCACAAUGGGCGUAUGAGAAUCAUAAGGAUGAAACAUAUUUGAGACGAGUUAUUAAGCCGCUGGAAGGUCUGCUUGUAGCUCACAAACGGAUAUUUAUCAAGGACAGUGCGGUUAACGCAGUAUGUUAUGGAGCCAAAGUACUCUUGCCCGGUAUCUUAAGAUAUGAGGAUGGUAUUGAAGUUGACCAGGAAAUUGUUAUAGUCACGACAAAGGGAGAGGCUGUAGCUUUGGCUAUAGCCCUAAUGACCACAUCUACUAUGGCAUCUUGUGAUCACGGGGUAGCAGCUAAACUGAAACGAGUUAUCAUGGAAAGAGACACAUACCCUCGCAAAUGGGGCUUAGGUCCGAAAGCAUCUCAAAAGAAAAUGCUCAUCCAGCAAGGUAAACUAGAUAAAUUCGGCAAACCCAACGAAAACACACCAUCCGAAUGGCUAAAUAGCUAUGUCGACUACAAAGCUAAGAAAGACACUGAAAACGGUGACGCACAAGAAGAUGCCGGCAGAAAGAGAACGGCCAGCACAGCAAAUGCAGACGACCCAAAUAACUCGACAGAAAUUAAGUCAGAAAAGAAAAAGAAGAAGAAAAAACGGGACACUGACGUUGAAAUGGAAAAUGAAGCUGACACAACGGUAGACGCAGACCAGACAAUAGAAGAUGACUCGGUACGCAAAGAAAAGAAAAAAAAGAAAAAGAAGGAUAAAGAUCAGGAAAGACAGGACGAGUAA
Molecule: messenger RNA, 1527 nt
Organism: Danaus chrysippus (African queen)
Lineage: Eukaryota; Metazoa; Arthropoda; Insecta; Lepidoptera; Nymphalidae
Source: the annotation of a GenBank genome assembly